This is a messenger RNA of Chroicocephalus ridibundus (black-headed gull), 3514 nucleotides long. It is a transcript of the gene LONP2, whose product is annotated as lon peptidase 2, peroxisomal. The transcript has 15 exons. Gene Ontology annotation, cellular component: peroxisomal matrix. Gene Ontology annotation, biological process: protein catabolic process; protein processing; protein targeting to peroxisome. The record is from RefSeq and is a predicted model, not a curated record. Lineage: Eukaryota; Metazoa; Chordata; Aves; Charadriiformes; Laridae. The coding region runs from base 74 to 2632 and encodes 852 amino acids. Gene Ontology annotation, molecular function: ATP hydrolysis activity; ATP binding; ATP-dependent peptidase activity.
GCGGCGAGGCCGCCCGGUGGCGGCGGUGUGUGGGCGGUGCGCGGCGGUGGGGAGCGGAGCGGAGCGAGCGGCCAUGGCGGCGGGCAGCGCCAUCCAGAUCCCCAGCCGGCUGCCGCUGCUGCUCACCCACGAGGGCGUCCUGCUGCCCGGCUCGACCAUGCGGACCAGCGUGGACUCGCCCCGCAACAUGCAGCUGGUGCGCAGCCGGCUCCUGAAGGGCACCUCGCUGCGGAGCACCAUCAUCGGCGUCAUCCCCAACACCAGUGACCCCACCUCCGACUGCGACGACCUGCCCUCCCUGCACAGGAUUGGCACUGCUGCCUUGGCAGUUCAGGUGGUUGGUAGCAACUGGCCCAAGCCACAUUAUACGUUGCUGGUUACAGGCCUCUGCCGAUUCCAGAUCCUGCAGUUGCUGAAAGAGAAGCCGUAUCCUGUUGCUGAAGUUGAACAGUUAGAUCGACUUGAACAGUUUACUAAUCAGCAUAAAUCUGAAGAGGAACUUGGAGAGCUGUCAGAACAAUUCUACAAGUAUGCAGUGCAGUUGGUUGAGAUGCUGGAUAUGUCCGUUCCUGCAGUCGCAAAGUUGAGACGUCUUUUGGACAAUCUGCCUAGAGAAGCUUUGCCAGAUAUACUGACUUCUAUCAUCCGUACAUCCAACCAAGAGAAGCUUCAGAUUUUAGAUGCUGUUAGGCUGGAAGAACGGUUCAAGAUGACUAUACCAUUGCUUGUUAGACAGAUUGAAGGCCUGAAGCUGCUUCAGAAAACAAGAAAGCCCAAACAGGAUGAUGAUAAAAGGGUUGUAGCUAUUCGUCCUAAUAGAAGAAUCAAUCACAUUCCAAGCACUACAGAAGAUGAGGAGGAAGAAGAAGAUCAUGAUGAUGUUGUGAUGCUGGAAAAAAAGAUUAGAACGUCCAGUAUGUCAGAACAAGCUCUUAAAGUUUGUCUUAAAGAAAUAAAGAGAUUAAAGAAGAUGCCUCAGUCAAUGCCGGAAUAUGCUUUGACAAGAAAUUACUUGGAACUCAUGGUAGAAUUGCCAUGGAACAAGAGUACAAAAGAUCGCCUUGAAAUUCGUGCAGCUCGAAUUCUUUUGGAUAAUGAUCAUUAUGCUAUGGAGAAGUUGAAGAAGAGAGUUUUGGAGUACUUAGCUGUCCGACAGCUUAAAAACAACCUCAAGGGACCCAUUCUUUGUUUUGUGGGCCCCCCAGGAGUUGGUAAAACUAGUGUUGGAAGAUCAAUUGCAAAGACUUUGGGUCGAGAAUUCCACAGAAUUGCUUUAGGAGGAGUCUGUGAUCAGUCUGAUAUUCGAGGCCACAGGCGCACCUAUGUUGGCAGUAUGCCUGGCAGGAUAAUCAAUGGACUAAAGACUGUUGGCGUUAACAAUCCAGUAUUCCUGUUGGAUGAGGUUGAUAAACUGGGGAAGAGCUUGCAGGGAGAUCCUGCAGCAGCCUUGCUUGAGGUCUUGGAUCCAGAACAAAAUCACAGUUUCACCGAUCACUACUUAAAUGUAGCCUUUGAUCUGUCCCAAGUCCUUUUUAUAGCUACGGCCAACACUACAGCUACUAUCCCACCUGCGCUGCUGGACAGAAUGGAAAUUAUUCAAGUUCCAGGAUACACACAGGAAGAAAAAAUUGAAAUUGCACAUAGACACUUGAUUCCUAAACAGCUUGAACAACAUGGCCUGACUCCACAGCAAAUACAGAUUCCACAAGUAACCACUUUGGACAUAAUUACCAGAUACACUAGAGAGGCAGGAGUCCGCUCUCUGGAUCGGAAGCUGGGAGCUAUUUGCAGAGCAGUGGCAGUGAAAGUGGCAGAAGGACAGCACAAAGAAACAAAGCCAGAUCGUGCCGAAGUGGGUGAAGGAGAAGAUUGCAAAGAGCAUGUCACAGAAGACACAAAAACAGAAUCCAUCAGUGACACAGCUGACCUGGCUCUGCCACCUGAAAUGCCGAUUUUAAUUGAUUUCCAUGCUUUAAAAGAUAUCCUGGGGCCACCCAUGUAUGAAAUGGAGGUGUCUGAACGCUUAAGCCAGCCAGGAGUAGCCAUAGGCUUGGCCUGGACUCCCUUAGGGGGAGAGAUCAUGUUUGUGGAAGCCAGUCGCAUGGAUGGAGAAGGUCAGCUUACUUUGACUGGUCAACUGGGAGACGUUAUGAAGGAGUCGGCGCAUCUUGCAAUCAGCUGGUUGCGCAGCAAUGCGAAGAGAUACCAGUUAACCAACGCUUCUGGAAGUUUUGAUCUCCUUGACAACACUGACAUCCAUCUGCACUUCCCAGCUGGAGCUGUCACAAAAGAUGGACCAUCUGCUGGCGUUACCAUAGUAACCUGUCUUGCUUCACUCUUCAGUGGGCGGCUGGUGUGUUCAGAUGUAGCCAUGACAGGAGAAAUUACACUAAGAGGCCUUGUUCUUCCAGUUGGGGGAAUUAAAGACAAAGUCCUGGCAGCACACCGAGCUGGACUGAAGAGAAUUAUCAUUCCUCAAAGAAAUGAAAAAGAUCUUGAGGAAAUUGCAGUGAACGUGCGGCAAGACUUGACGUUUGUUCUGGCAAGCUGUCUCGAUGAAGUUCUUAAUGCAGCUUUCGAUGGAGGAUUUGCCGUUAAGCCCAGAGUUGAGCGCUUGAAUAGUAAACUUUAAGCAGACAGGCCAAGAUUAGGACUGUAUCAAACUUAGCUGAUAUUAAUUGAUCUCUAUUAUGUAUGAAUCAAGUACAACUAUGAGCUGAACUUGAUUGUUUAAAUGUGGGUGUAAAUGCAAUCAAAAUAAAAACUUUACUUCAGCAGUUAACACCCUGAAACCACACCUUAUGGGCAUUUGCUGCUUUUUACUAUUAUCAGCAAAGAAUCUUGAAAAAACUACCCCUUUCCUGGUAGAUUGAAGCCUGAGAAAGCUGAAACUGUUGAGAACCAAUUCCUUAGCUUAUCUGGCAUGUAUGUAUGUAUGUAAAUGUCAGGGGCUGAUUACAUCUUUAAAGAGGACACACCCACAAACGGAAUAAUAACGCAAUUCUGUGAGCGAUAUUCAAAGAACGCAAACUGCAGCAAAUGCAGCACAGCAAGAGUCUAAUAGACGGGCUUGUUACCGAAAAGCAAACUCAUUUAGCGCAAGAGUUUACUUGUUUAGGAGAUAAUGUACUAAGGAGCAGUAAGUAGCACCCCAGGAAAAGUGAGGGUUUUGAAAUCUAAAAAAUAUGCUUAAGGGAUUUGAUCAGAAGCAAUAUGGGCUAAAUUAAGUUAGUAGGUCCUUUCGACACGCACCUCUAGUUUGUAGCAAGGUCAAUGCAGACGUCAUUUUCCAAACCUGAAUACAGGAAGCAACUCAAGAACUGACAGGUACGGAUUCUUGUGUCGGAAGGGAGAUAAGGCACCGACGCUCACGUAUGCAGAGUGGUACUCGCAGCACCAGAAGCAGGCGGAGCACACUUGGAGACUUUAUGAAAAAGCCUGGUAACGUUUUGGAGGUACAAAGUACAUGUCCUUCGUUCUUACCUGACACAAAUCAAUGUGACUCUGGGAUGCC